GAUAAGGCAAAAUGCCACGUUUAUUGUAAAUACAACAAUUAACAUAUGCUUUUCAAUCUCACACACACAGACCGUGCACACAGUCCUGCCAGUUGAUGUUUAUAGUUACCAGUCCAGAGUCUGGAUCAGUCUAGUGGCCAGCCAGAUUGGUCGCAGACGGGAGCAGGGCUCUGUUGGUCAUGAUCCGAUGCUCCUGGAAUGUGGCAAGACAAACCCGAAGUCUCAUGGUCAAGCACCCUGUUCUUAUGGUCUUUUUUUCUCUGUUGAAGUCUAUGGAUUUUGCUGUGUCAGUUUUUGACUGGUUAUUCUUUGAUUGGCGUUAACAUUUCAAAACACCUUUGAGAGGGUCAUCCUGUCCUGGUUUCGAUUUAAUCAAUUGUCUUUAGGGGUGCCGGCCUUCCCCUCAGGGUCGUCAAUCUGCCCUUCCUUUAUUAUGGAUGCGCAUUGAUGAUUUUCUGGUGUCCUUAAGUCUCUUCACUCCUUCUUCCUUGACCAUCUGGCUAUAACAAUGGCCUUCACACCUUAUCUUUUCCUGAUGCAUGCAUUCCUCAUUCACACAGUCUCUCACAGAGAAGACAGAAAUUAAACUUCACUAAACCUUGUGGUCAAAAACAGUUUACAUUGUGCUCAGGCCUUCAACAUUCCUUUAAUCUAAUUAACAGACAUAAUACAAGAUCCUGUCUAUUAACUAAACUUUAUUACAGGUCCUAAUUGUAAUGCAUAUGGAAAAAUAGAAUCUCAUAGUCUUAGAGGGUCAUUCCCUUCUGCUAUUCAUAUGGGGAGGGCUAGCAGGAUGAAAUCAAGACAUACAUUAAUGCUUAUAGUACAAAUAUAAAAUCCUGCUCCUACAUAUCCCCCUUUUGACACUAAGAUUAUUAAUCGCCAGUGUCACUUCUUAUUUAGCCCACGUAAUAGAAAAUACUGGGAGGUGAUUUAGGCCUGUGGCUCUAGCUUUGCAUACAUUCGUUACAGCACACUCCAAACAUCCCAAUUAAACAAAUACAAUUUAAAACCAAAACAAUUAGGGGGUGUAACAUUACAGAUAGUAUGUCAGUAGUUAUGGGAGACCAUCCAGAAAACAUGUCAUUCCAAUGGUAAGCUGUUAUUUGUCCUUCUGCAGUGGCAAUUCUUAUCACGUCCCCGUUACAUGUAUAAUAUGAAUGCUUCAGUUUCCCACAUUGCCUUUUGUUUGUUCUAGGAACUGUGUUACUUCUUUACCUUUUAACAGAUGAUUGGUACCUUUCUGCCAUUCAAUGCCAAGAUUGAUAGAUAACUCAGCUAAAUCAGUGCUUACAUUAUAUUUACAUUUGUUUACUGGUGGGUUGCUAACACUUUCAUCCUCCCAAAACACUUCUUUCCAAGAAUUAACACAUACACAUAGUCCAUUAUACAGUACUUUGGUCUUAUUAUUCAAUUCAUCCCACAUACACUAUCCUAGCGAAAUGUUUUUACUACAGAGCUCUGGAGCAACAGGCAAGGACAAGCACACCCACUUUUGAGGAGUUUACUUGGUACAACCUCUGGUGUCCAAUAGCUUAAUCACAUGAUAUGACAUCAUUUGUUUUCCCCCAAAUACAGAACAGAAAUAUUUACUGAACACAUCUUUUAUGCAUUAUCAUUGACGGGUCUUAAAUUUUUUAUUUCUCAGCGGGGGGCCCUCCUCCCCACAUCCUUCAACAUGUUAUAAAAUCUCCAGGGGGGGUUGAAAAUAUUUACCAGAGCUCUGCUCCGGACAACACUGGCUGAAUUUAAACUCUGAUUAUUGAUCAUUCUACCAUUUCCAUCUAGUAAUGGACCAAUACUAUUGUUGUUAUUCUUUUUAAAAAAAUAUAUUAGGAACAAACUCCUUAUUGUCCUUAACUCUGCUGGUUAUAGGUAUCUCCUUGCUUCCCUUAUCAAUUUUCUACAAUUCCUAGCUUCUGACUUAUAUUAUUCACUAUCAACUUCCCCCUUCUUCCAUUUGUUUAUUUUUAUUAUAUAUAAUAGCUGCAUUCCCUUCCUCUCUAAAACAGUUUAUUUUAAAAUCAGCUCAGACCUUCCUUGAUUGUAGGAUUGCAACUUUUUGGACAUCUAGUAAAGUGUUCUUAAACAAUUCCAAAUUAUCACUCUGUGAUGGGUUCCUGGGGUACAACCUGGAACUGUGAGAACACUGUCUCUCCUUAACUCUCCAGCCUGCACUGUCUCAAUGUAUUGCCAGUGACAAGCAGCAAACCUGUCUCAGUGCUACAGUCACUCAGCCACCAGCAUGCAGAGGCACACCCAGCUAAGCUGCAUGAAUACUUUGCAAGCCACUUAUGAACUAUACACAGGGAAACACCAGCAAAUAUCCCAAGGCCCCAGCCCCAAAUCUUACUGAUUUGUUUUUAAAUAUGUCAAGUCAACCUAAACAAAUGAGAAACAAAUCUGCAAUGAACAAUAUCAGAACGAGUAGAUAAGCAUGCUAUUCAGCAAUUCAUUUUCCACAUUUCCUUUUAAAUAUUUAAAUAUAACAAUUUUAUUUCCAUUUCAUUUUCCUUAACUACUUGCUGUGUAAUACAACUGCAGGCAGUAACAAGUAAAGCUUAUUGGGCAGUAAAACAACUGAAGUCUGCUCCACAAUGGAGGCCAUUAGACUAUAUCAGUUAAUAGUUUCACAUAAGCUGACCUUUUAACGUUCAAGCUACUGAAAGAGAUUUGUCUGUAAUACACAUUCAGUGCAGAUGUUAUUGUAAUUUCUCCUAUGUUUCUUGUAGUCCACAACUAUCCUACGAAAAACUCAACAGUUCAGGGCACCGAUCUCCUACAGAAUUUACAGAAAAGGCCACUUUAAUCAGACAUUAACAAAGCAGAAUCAAAAAGGAAACACUGUGAAGUAAGGGAUUCAGGCCAGGGCUACACUAGAUUUAUAUCAGUAUAACUACAUCGCUCAGAGGUGCGAAAAAUCCACACCCUUGAGCAAUGUAGUUAUACCGACCUAAGCCUUGGCAGAGACAGUGCUAUGUCAGUGGGAGAGCCUCCGCAUUGCUCUGGGGAGCUGGAUUAAAUAUGCGGAUGGAAGACACCCUCCCAUUGGCAUAAGCCUAUCUUCACUUAAAACGCUUCAGCAAUGUUGCUAUAGCGCUUAAGUGUAGACUUAACAGGUGCCAUCUUCCCGCGCCCCUGGGGGUGCUCAACCCGCCCCCCCCUCCAAAAAAAACCUCUUCACACCCCUGGCCCGCCCCAGCCCUGCCUCUUCCUGCACAUUUCAGCCCCGUCCUGGCUCCUCGCUCCCAGCGCCUCCUGCAGGCAGCGGCACAGCUGAUUUUGGCAGGCUGGAGACACGGGGGAAGGGGGGAGGGGAGCUGGCUGCCGGUGGGCGCUAAGCACCCCCUAAUUUUUUACCACGACUGCUGGAGCACCCACAGAGCCGGCACCUAUGGGGGCGUUACUGUCAAGGCAGGGUGAAAAUGGGAACGGCAGAAAGGCUGCUACAGCUGCGGUGCCAGCUUUGCCUCACGCCAGGGAAGCCCAGGCACCCGAGGGGCGCGAAGCAAGGGUGGGGCACAGUCGGGUGGGUGGAAACAUUUCCCACGGUCCCGCUCGCCCCUUCCUACCCCAGCAGCCCGCGCAGGGGCCGCGGCUCCCCGGCCCCCGCGAAAGCCAGGCUGCCCCGCGAGCUGGGCAGCGGCAGCGGAAAACGUCCGAGGGGCUCGCGCCGUAGCCACCCAGGCCGGGCUCUGUGGGCUAGACCCGGGCCCGCCAAGGAGGACACGACGCCCCGCCCCGCCCCGGUCACAAUCACCAGACGGGCGCCAGGGGCAACCGGGCGGCGUCCCGCGCCAACGGCUCCCAGCGGCCCGGCCCCCUGCAGGCCCAGCCCUUGCCCGCGGCACGGAGCGGCGCCCCCUGGCCCCCGCUGACUCUGGGCCUCGGCCCCCGCCGCCGAACGGGCUGGAGCCGCCGGGGGGAAGCGCCUCUUGCCGACCCCACACGGCGCCGCGGGGCGGGCAGCGGAGACCCGCCCUUCCCGCCAUCAACGGGGCCACGGCCGCCCAGGACCCCCGCGGGAGACCCCGCCCCGGCUCGCCGGCCCCCGCUCCGCCAGGAGACAAAAUAAUGUGGGAUCCGUUUGAAACUACAAUGAAACAUGAAUACCCAUAUAGAGCACCAGUAGAGACUGAAGCAGUACGUCCCAGAACAGCAAAAGGACAUGUGAAUCCAUACCAACUUAGUGAUCCUAUUGGCUUUAACACUUACAGAGAAGAGUUCUGUUGGAAACCAUAUUCCAAGGCAGAACCUAUAAUGACUGGCUCAUCAUCAGAAACAAGGAGAAACAAUCCUCAUCCCAGUCAAAGUUUCAUGAUUUGGAAGAUGCCUCGAGAAGAAAAACCGCAGCCCUCCAACAGCCUUUCACCCUGGACACAGCCUAUUUCUAAACAAGAAGUCAGGGAAGCAAUCAGAGCAAAGUUCAACUCUACCUAUAAUGGAGAUUAUUUAGGAUUACCACAGGGUAAGGGUUUACAAAUUAAAGAUACUAUUCCUGUGCCUCCUGACUGGAAAAAAAGAAUCCCACAUCCUCCAGCAACUGAGUUUAGGCAUCAUUACCAGGCCCCAGCCCACAUCCAUGACUUCAUGGACUUUUCCUGGAAAUAUGGAUGUAAUGCAAACCGGCAUAUUCCAGCAAAAGGAGUUGUUCCUACCGUGACAUUUUCUCACAUCCAGAACCAAGAAAACAUUAAACAGAUGACCACAUACCAAAGAGAUUUUGGGAAAGAAUAUUUCAAUAUCUUAUCAAUUUUAAAUUCUCUGGAUCCAGAACAAGUUAAUAAGUACAUUGAAAGAGCUCCAAAGCAAGAGAGAGCAAUUCUUCAGCACUUUCUUAACACAGUUUGUGGGAGCCAGAGUGAGAAGUUCAGAAGGACUUCACCCUCAAAGAAACCAGAAGACAAACUAUCUGACAGACUAUCUGAAUGCAAAUGAUACCCAACAAUCCAAAAGGAGAAAGGCCUCCAGAAUCCAGCUGGGGCUGAACGAGUGGCAUAAUUAUAACCCAUAAUGUCUGUGUGUUCUCUGUGUGUGGGAUGAAUAAUUUGCAAAACCCUGUUUUAAAGUAAUAAAGGCUGUUGUGCUGCUACCUCAUCAAAUAGGGUGCUGCCUUUGAGAGCGAUAGAAUGUUAAAAGGGAUUUAUGUUUUGUCAUUUCUGUACGGUAAA
Molecule: messenger RNA, 5171 nt
Organism: Chelonia mydas (Green sea turtle)
Lineage: Eukaryota; Metazoa; Chordata; Testudines; Cheloniidae
Gene: TEX26
Product: testis expressed 26
Exons: 7
Coding region: 4075-4938 (287 amino acids)
Cellular component (GO): cytoplasm
Source: RefSeq, a predicted model, not a curated record